Molecule: messenger RNA, 2403 nt
Organism: Bombyx mori (domestic silkworm)
Lineage: Eukaryota; Metazoa; Arthropoda; Insecta; Lepidoptera; Bombycidae
Product: vitellogenic carboxypeptidase
Exons: 2
Coding region: 915-2330 (471 amino acids)
Biological process (GO): proteolysis
Molecular function (GO): serine-type carboxypeptidase activity
Source: RefSeq, a predicted model, not a curated record
CCCAUUCUCUCGGAUCGUUUGGAGCCUCUCGGUCUGCGGAGGGACUUCGGUUCCCUCUGUAUUUUGUACCGUAUGUUCCAUGGGGAGUGCUCUGAGGAAUUGUUCGAGAUGAUACCGGCAUCUCGUUUUUACCAUCGCACCGCCCGCCACCGGAAUAGAGUUCAUCCAUACUACCUGGAGCCACUGCGGUCAUCCGCAGUGCGUUUCCAGAGAUCUUUUUUGCCACGUACCAUCCGGCUAUGGAAUGAGCUCCCUUCCACGGUGUUUCCCGAGCGCUAUGACAUGUCCUUCUUCAAACGAGGCUUGUGGAGAGUAUUAAGCGGUAGGCAGCGGCUUGGCUCUGCCCCUGGCAUUGCUGAAGUCCAUGGGCGACGGUAACCACUCAUCAUCAGGUGGGCCGUAUGCUCGUCUGCCUACAAGGGCAAUAAAAAAAAAAAAAAAUAUGCAUUUGAAAAAUAAAGUUUUUGUUUUUUUUUAUCAUCGAUUUUAAUAUCUGUCAGAUUUCCAAAAGCUAUACACAAGUUUGAUCUAGCAAUUCACCUAAUUAAGUUAGUACUUAAACCAUAGAUUACGUACCUACAUUACACAAUAAGAUUAAGCAAACAUCUAUGACUAGUGGCUGCUUGUAUUUGUUUGUACAUCAAUUCUCGCGCAAAUAUUUGCUCCUUAUUUCAUUGGGCAGGACCAAAUCUACUCAACCUGCAGUCGUGAAGAUAUAUUAAAUAACCUGUGGACCAUGAAAUGACAGUCCGGUUUCGUUCACGACAAGUGUCGGACGUACAAUGGAUACUUCUAAUUCAGUGACAUCUACAUAUACCUAAAAACAUUGGUGACUAAAACUCCUUUUAAUAAUUAUUCCAUCCGGAACAUAAUUUUGAUUAUACGAACUAAUUGCUUCAAAUUAUUUAUUCGUCAUGAUGGCUGUGAAAUGGAAGCCUCUGUUGAGCGCAGUGCCGUGUGUUUUGUUUUUUUCUACUUUGUUCCCGCUGAACGGUGCUAAAUUUCCGAAUGUUUAUCCACGAGUGAAGCUGGACGCUCGACCUAAUGACUCGGCCGGGGAUCCUCUCAUGCUGACGCCGUUUCUCAAAAACGAGUCCAUAGCCCUCGCCCAGGAACUAUCAAGAGUGUCAUUGACGGAAACACUUGGGAUCGAGAGUCACGCGGGAUUCUUUACAGUUGACGAGAAGUUCAAUUCAAAUAUGUACUUUUGGUAUUUCCCGCCUUUAUCGAAGAACGAAGCUGCACCGGUUUUGCUGUGGCUGCAAGGAGGUCCCGGGGCCAGCUCCUUAUUCGGGCUCUUUACGGAAGUCGGGCCGCUGAUCGCAAGCAAGGACGGUUUUGCCAAAAGAGAGUAUCAUUGGGCUAAGAACUAUCACCUGAUUUUCAUCGACAACCCCGUGGGGACCGGCUUCAGUUUCACCGAUAAAGAUGAAGGUUACUGCACCGAUGAGACGUGUAUCGCUAAAGGACUCUUCGCAGCAAUGGACCAGUUCUUCACUUUGUUCCCGAAUUUGAGGGCGAAUGAUUUCUACAUAGCCGGUGAGUCAUACGCCGGUAAAUACAUUCCGGCGUUCGGGUUGUACGUUCACAAUCUUAAUCAGGAAUCGAAGAGAAUCAAUUUGAAGGGCAUGGCCAUCGGAAACGGCUACUGCGACCCCCUUCAUCAGCUCGACUACGGUGACUAUCUGUACCAGCACGGUCUGAUAGACGACAACCAACUGAAAACGUUUUUAAAAUAUCAACUCGAAAUUUCGACUCGUAUCAAGAAAGGAGAAUAUUCAACGGCCGCGUAUUUGCUCGAUGAACUGUUUGAUGGUGAAAUGACCAAGAAUUCAAUGUUUAAAACUUAUACGGGAUUUGAGAAUUCAUAUAAUUUUCUGAUAAGCAAGGAGGAAGAUGAUAUGACUAUUUACGCGGAUUUGUUGAAGGAUGACACCGUGCGACGCGGCGUGCACGUCGGAGGCCUGGCCUUCAACGACGGCCUGCAAGUGCUGACCAGUUUGGUGGACGAUCUGACGCGGUCCGUCGCCCCGCUGCUAGCCAAACUGCUCUCUCACUACCCGAUCAUGUUCUAUAGCGGACAGCUGGACAUCAUUGUCGCGUACCCUCUGACGGAAAAAUUCCUCGCUAACUUGAACUUCUCCGCUGUGGUCGAGUACAAGUUUGCCCCGAGGAACAUCUGGAGAGUGGACGGCGACGUCGCUGGUUACGUCAGGAAGGCCGGCAACCUGACCGAGGUGUUGGUUCGGAACGCAGGCCACAUGGUGCCGCGGGACCAGCCUAAAUGGGCCUUCGAACUAAUAACGCAGUUCAUCAGUAAAAUUUUGUAAAUAUUUCAGCAAGAUUAUUUAGCUUGUAAUUCAAUGUUAGAACAAACACAAAAUUAAAAAGUUGCAAAUCCUU